UCGGUAUAUGUGCUGGAACAAAAUUAAGAGGAACUAGUGCACCGUCGAAUAAGUUCGUGGUACCGACUACUAGCAGGUUAAUAGGCUGAUAACUCCAGACCUGUAUCUGCUUUUAGGAUUCUGAGAGAAAUUAAGAAGUUAGAUCCUUGGUUCUCGUCUGCUGGUUGAACUCUCUCUCACAUUCCCGAGAACGUAGCAGACGAUUUGGCCCAGGUGAUGCGAGUCUCGCGACCUCAGUGAACUCUGAGGGCAUGGGGAACUUCGUGGACCCAACAUGAAGGACAGAUUGUCGUUAAAGCUGCGUCUGGCCAAGCGUCUUCUGCUGAUUAGGUAGGACAACUUGGCCCAGUCGAGCCGGUGAGUUCUAAGGACGACGGAGCUUUAUAUACUCGAGAACAGCUGAUCGCUUUCCAUGCACGAGGCCACUGUCACCCCACGUGCUCCCCACCAAUCACGACCAGGAACAAGGGAAAAGGGUUUGUUCUUUUACUUAAAGCAUAAAACGUCCCAGUAGCCUCCACAAGGGAUAUGGACUUCGAGUUAGCAUAAUAAAGUGAUGAACUGCGUCUAGGAUUUUGCAUUUCCACGAUGUCAUUCGUCGGGUCAACUUUAAGCUUAGCUGUGGCCGAGAGCGCUGCACAUCACCGCAACAGCGCACACGAACCCGGCCACAGUGGUUUAACAGAGGACAAACAUUUCUUACGAGUUCGACGGGAUUCUAUACAACCUAGCGAUGAAGAAAUAGCAUUAAAGACACAUACUACGGACUAUGGUUGCGAGACUGUUGAUAUUCCCGAACCCUUGCCCCCGGAUAUUGAUCGUGGAUGGGCUUGGGUCGUGCUUGUGGCGGCGUUCGUGUCCAACUUGAUUGCCGUGGGUAUAACGCGCGCUGUUGGCGUGCAUUAUGUGACUUUCAAGGAAGAGUUUCGGGACAGUGCCAGCUUGACGUCCAUGCUUGGAGCCGUGAUGAACAGCGUGUCAGGCCUGUCAGGUCCUCUAGCCAGUGUGAUAGCUAACCAGUUGAGCUGCAGGGUCAGCGUGAUGGCGGGAGGGGUGAUAGCCGCGGCCGGAUGCAUAAUAAGUGCCUACGCCACCAGUAUCCAAUACCUGCUGGUUACGUAUGGAUUUCUGAUUGGUCUAGGGAUAGGACUUGUCUACACGCCCACAAUGGUGAUCGCUGGACAAUACUUCGAAUACAGACGCUCCCUAGCCCUAGGAGUAGCCACAGCCGGUCUGUCCUUUGGACAGUUCAUUUUGCCGCCAAUAUUACAACUCCUCACAGACUACUACACGUGGCGGGGCUCCAUGUUCGUCAUUUCCGGUUUCUGCCUUCAGUUUUGCGUCUGUGGCGCCCUCAUGCGACCUCCCAUCAUACCAGAGCGACCACAGAAGCGAGCUCUAACCCAGGAGGAGGAUUUAGUCAAAUGUCAAAUGAGCCUCAGGUUUCUUGACCUAAAGGUACUUAAAAAUGCCGGCUUCUUGCUCCUUGUCGGCGCCAUGUUUUUACGUUCGAUGGGACUUGCCAUUGUCAACGUUCACGUUAACGCAUACGCCGUCAAACAGGGCGGAGCGACGGAAUUCCAGGCGUCCACCCUGGUGUCAAUAUGGGGUGCCAGCAGCCUGUUUAGUUGUCUCCUGACAGGAGCAGCAGCCAACGACCCAAAGGUUGUUGACCCCUUGGUGAUGCUCUUUGUCUCCCUGGGGUACAGCGCCCUCUUUGCGUUCUCAACGCCGUUGCUGAUUGGUUCGUACAUCACCCAGGUUCUGUUUGCGGCCGGGUUUGGGGUGUAUAUCACGUGUUUUGUCGUCCUCAUGGCGCCGAUGAUCGUCCGCCUGAUGGACGUGGCCUCUCUGAGCAGUGCCUAUGGAUACGCCAUGUUGCUGGAUGGCAUUGGGUUCUUCAUAGCUCCCCCCGUGGCAGGAUACUUGUACGACAUCACACAAGACUACCAGUACUCCUUUUAUAUUGCAGGUGGAUGUUUGCUACUUGGGUCGAUCAUUCUGUUGUUUAUCCCGCUGGCAGCUAGAGACGUGUUCAGAUCACGUAAAAAUAUGAGUGUUGGAUGAGACGCGGUCACUGUGGCUGUAGCAACCAAACAUUCGUUUCCGG
Molecule: messenger RNA, 2110 nt
Organism: Lingula anatina
Lineage: Eukaryota; Metazoa; Brachiopoda; Lingulata; Lingulida; Lingulidae
Product: monocarboxylate transporter 12
Biological process (GO): monocarboxylic acid transport; transmembrane transport
Molecular function (GO): monocarboxylic acid transmembrane transporter activity
Source: RefSeq, a predicted model, not a curated record